AUGGCCAAAAGUGGAGAGGCCCUGCCACAGGGCAGCCCAGUGCCGGUCCAGGGUCCUCCCCUCAUCAAGGUGACCGUGAAGACGCCCAAGGACAAGGAGGAUUUCUCAGUUACAGACACUUGCACCAUUCAGCAGCUGAAGGAACAGAUAUCCCAGCGCUUUAAGGCCCACCCUGAUCAGCUGAUCCUCAUCUUUGCUGGCAAAAUCCUCAAGGACCCUGACUCACUGGCACAGUGUGGGCUCCGAGACGGCCUCUCUGUCCACCUGGUCAUCAAGAUGCAGCGCCAUCCUGUGGGCACUGCGUGCCCAGCUGCUUCAGUCCCUACUGCAGCCCCAAGCCCUGGAUCGCUCCCUCAGCCAAGCUCCAUUUGCCCAGCAGACAGGCUACCCACCUCUAGCUUAGGUGUCCUCACAGGCCUCAACGGGCUAGGCCUGACCUCUGGUAGUUUCCCCGACCAGCCAAGCUCACUGGUGUGGCAGCAUGUGUCUGUGUCUGAGUUUGUGUCUCAGAUCACUGAUGACCCCUUCAUCCAGGGUCUGCUGUCCAACGCAGGCCUGGUGCGCCAGCUGGUUCUUGACAACCCCCAUAUGCAGCAGCUGAUCCAGCACAACCCUGAGAUUGGGCACAUUCUCAACAACCCUGAAAUCAUGCGGCAGACGAUGGAGUUUCUAUGCAACCCUGCCAUGAUGCAAGAGAUGAUGCGUAGCCAGGACCGGGCCCUCAGCAACCUGGAGAGCAUCCCUGGUGGCUACAAUGUGCUCCGUACCAUGUAUACAGAUGUCAUGCACCCAAUGCUUAAUGCAGUGCAGGAGCAGUUUGGUGGCAAUCCCUUUGCUACCACCACUACUGCUAAUGCUACCACCAGCAGCAGCAAACCUUCAAGGAUGGAGAAUUGUGACCCUCUCCCCAACCCCUGGGCUUCCACAUUUGCAGGCUCAGCUGGUAGGAGAGGCAGGAGGCCUGGGGACCAGGAUGUAUCCGAACUUAGAAAUAGGGUUUCCAAUAUUCUAGGUAAUAUAAGGCUCUAUGACUAUCUCCAGCAAUUACAUGAGAGCCCCCUGUCCCUGGGAACCUAUCUGCAGGGGAUUGCAUCUACUCUCAGCCCAAGCCAAGAACCACCACCACCACCACCACCAGGAAGCCAAGUUCCCCCAACUUCACCCUCAUCCCAGGAACUUGAGUCAGGCCAGCCUCUCCCCAAGGAGUCAGUAGCAAUCAAGGGGAAGCCCUCCUGCCCCUCAUUCCUGAGAUAUCCCACAGAGAGCAGUGCUAGAAGAGAUGGAAGCCAAGGUGGUUCAGGGAAUGGCUCCACUGCCCACAGCACCAACAAGCCUGAUCUUGUCUCCAGGCUGGAGCGUGCUGCCAACAAGGUCCCAUUUGUUCCUUCCCCACCUUCACCCACGGCAGCUACCGCUGGAACCCCUGAGCAUGUCUGGCUGCCGCCACCAGCUUAUCCAAGAUCUCUGAGGCCAGCCGGAAUGAAUCAGGCCCCACAGUUGCAGGACGAGAUGCGCUGGCAGCUGCCACUGCUGCUGCACCUUCAGGCAGCCAUGGCAAACCCUCGUGCCAUGCAUGCCUUGCUGCAGAUUGAGCAGGGUCUGCAGAUCCUGGCUAUUGAAGCCCCUCGCCUCCUCCUCUUGUUCAUGCCUUGCCUAGCAGGGCUGGGAAGUAUGACAGGAAGUACAGAGCCUCGAGAGGGUGCCCUUAUGCCUGCGGAUCCUCCCCGAGCCCCAGCUCCUGAGGUUCCCUCAGCACGAGGCUCUGCGGAGCUGGGCCUCCGCUCCAUGCCCUCCUCCAGAUGUUGCAAGCCCUAG
Balaenoptera acutorostrata (minke whale) is the source of this 1815-nucleotide messenger RNA. RefSeq names its product ubiquilin-3-like. Gene Ontology annotation, molecular function: polyubiquitin modification-dependent protein binding. NCBI's taxonomy places the organism in Eukaryota, Metazoa, Chordata, Mammalia, Artiodactyla, Balaenopteridae. Gene Ontology annotation, cellular component: cytosol. Gene Ontology annotation, biological process: ubiquitin-dependent protein catabolic process. The record is from RefSeq and is a predicted model, not a curated record.